AGAAAGUUUUCCAAGUCUUAGAUCUAGUCUAGCUGAUUUAUCAGGUCAACCAACAGGAGGGUAUAAAAUAUAUCUUUCUGAACUUUGUACUUCGAUCAAGAUAACUGUAUGUGUGUGUUCAUAGUCCAGAACUUGUUUGUUUCACUUCACUGAUUCACAUUGCCUGCCUUUGGAACUGCAUGCGUUGAUCAUUUUGAAGUCUAAACUUCAUCAUCUGAACCCAGGAAAAUAUUUGAUUUGAUAAACUGAGCCUGAGGCUAACUCAGUAACUGACUAAAAUGGUUGUUGCAAAAGUUGUAUCAGGGGUGUAUAUUGUGGCUGCAAAAAGGACAGCAUUUGGUGCUUUUGGAGGAAAACUUAAGAACCUCUCUGCAACAGAUCUGGGUGUCAUAGCCACACAGGCAGCGCUGCAGGCAGGAAAAGUCAACCCACAGGAUGUGAACUCAGUUGUUUUUGGAAAUGUCAUUUCGUCCGCUGUGGAUGGCAUCUAUGGACCACGUCACAUUAGCCUCAAAUGUGGAAUCCCUGAGCCAGUGCCAUGUUUGCUAGUUAACAGACUGUGUGGGUCAGGAUUCCAGGCUGUGGUCAAUGGCGCCCAGGACAUCAUGCUUGGAGACAGUCAGAUUGUGGUCGCAGGAGGUACGGAAAACAUGAGCCAGGUGCCUUAUGCUGUCAGAAACAUACGAUUCGGAACAAGGCUUGGGGAAGACCUUAAGCUUCAAGACAUGCUGUGGGAAGGUCUAACUGACACAAUGGUCAAGUUACCCAUGGGCAUGACCGCCGAGAACUUAGCCGAGAAAUACAGCAUCUCCAGGGAGGAAUGUGAUAAAUAUGCCAUUCAGUCGCAAACCAGAUGGAAGAAAGCUCAAGAGAGUGGGGUAUUUAAAGAUGAAAUUGUUCCAAUUACAGUUAAAGGCAAGAAAGGGGAUGAAUCCUUUGAAGUUGAUGAGCACCCACGCCAAGCCACACUAGAAGGCAUGGCUAAACUUCCGCCUGUUUUCAAGAAAAACGGUGUGGUUAAUGCUGGAAAUGCUUCGGGUAUUGUGGAUGGAGCCAGCACUGUGAUCCUGGCCAGUGAGGCUGCUGUUAAAAAAUACAGCUUAACACCACUUGCCAGAUUGGCUGCAUAUGGCAUCGCAGGUUGCGAUCCCAAAAUAAUGGGCAUUGGUCCAGUGCCUUCUAGCAAGGCUGCUCUGGCUGCCAUUGGGAAAACUGUGAAAGAUAUGGAUGUUGUAGAAGUUAAUGAGGCGUUUGCUCCACAAUUUUUGGCUGUGGCUAAAGAGUUGGGUCUAGACAACGACAAAACUAAUGUCAAUGGUGGAGCCAUAGCACUGGGCCAUCCUCUUGGAGCAACAGGAACAAGAAUCACAACAAACCUUGUCUACGAGAUCAGACGAAGAAACUUGAAGUACGCUUUAGGAAGUGCUUGCAUUGGCGGAGGUCAAGGAAUCACAGUUAUCUUGGAGCGUGUGUAACACUUGAGUGAAAUGAUAGUUCUCAAUAUGUUUCUGUCUUGUUACAUUGCUGUUGAUACAAUUAUUCUUGUGCCAUAUACGAGUUGUUUAUCAGACUCUGUAGCAUGUUUAUAUAUAAUUGUUAUAUUUAUUGAAAAUUUUCCAAAUUUUGGUGUUGAAAUUGUAUGUAAAAUAUCUUGUUAUUUCUGGUCUACUUUGUAUUUAAUAUUUACCAAAAUUUGAUCAAGUGAUACAAUGUUAUCAUUCUUGGAUCUAUUUUAUUUUUUUUUACAAGCUGACGUCUUAUAAUAAUUUUUAGAGAUUUAUGUAAUUGUUAAAUGUAUACCAGUGUCAAUUUUUUUUACUCUGAUGACUUUCGAAUUAAAAAACAAAUUAAACAAAUCUUGAUGAAUGACUUGUAAUUUGAUUUAUUUCUAUUUUACUUCAAUAAAGGCUUACAAGUGCUCUGAAGUGCUAUGACUGAAUCAGCCAGGAAAACCAAUGACUUAAGAAGUUUAUCUCUCUAAAUAACAUGCAUGACUCAAUUAACUCAUGGAUUGGUGUAGGAGGUAAAUAUCUUCUAUUUUGAAGGAACCUUAUCUUAUAUAAUACAAACCCUACUUCAAAAAAGAAGAUGAUUACAUCCUACGUGUCAUGCCUUAAAUUCUGCCAAGUCACUGGUUUUCCUUGCUGGCUCAGGCAACCCAUCCCAUGCUCUAAUAGCACUAGGGAAGAAGGAGCACUUGUACAAAUUUGUCCUGUAAUUUAAAAGAUAAGAAUAGUUGUUUUAUUGUUGUAUACAAGCUAUUUUUGUUUCUUCAUGAAUAAUCUUGACAUUAAACAUUUUAUUUUUG
This is a messenger RNA of Biomphalaria glabrata, 2308 nucleotides long. Its product is annotated as 3-ketoacyl-CoA thiolase, mitochondrial-like. The record is from RefSeq and is a predicted model, not a curated record. The coding region runs from base 279 to 1475 and encodes 398 amino acids. Gene Ontology annotation, molecular function: acetyl-CoA C-acetyltransferase activity. Gene Ontology annotation, biological process: fatty acid beta-oxidation. The transcript has 10 exons. Lineage: Eukaryota; Metazoa; Mollusca; Gastropoda; Planorbidae.